GUUCUGUAGAAAAGAAGCAACAGAGAAGAUCGAUUCGAACCCGCUCAGAGUCUGAGAAAUCCACUGAAGUUGUGCCAAAGAAGAAGAUCAAAAAGGAGCAGGUUGAAACGGUUCCCCUGACAGCAGUGAAGACAGGAUUGCAGAAAGGUGCCAGCGAGAUUUCAGAUUCUUGUAAACCCUUAAAGAAAAGGAGCCGCGCCUCGACCGACGUGGAACUGACGAGCUCCGCUUACAGAGACACGUCCGACUCCGAUUCAAGAGGACUCAAUGAUUUACAGGGUAGUUUUGGAAAGCGCUCAGACAGCCCCUCAGCCACUGCCGAUGCCGAUGCUUCUGACGUGCAGUCGGUGGACUCCAGCUUAUCCCGGAGAGGGACGGGAACAACUAAGAAAGACACCGUUUGUCAGAUCUGCGAGAGCUCUGGGGAGUCGCUGGUGCCCUGCGAGGGCGAGUGCUGCAGCGUGUUCCACAUGGAGUGUCUCGGCCUGAAGGCGAUGCCCGAUGAGAAAUUCGUCUGCGCCGAGUGUAAAAACGGAGAACACACAUGCUUUUCCUGCAAACUUCCCGGCAAAGACGUGAAGCGCUGUUCCGUCAACACGUGCGGUAAAUUUUACCACGAGGCCUGCGUGCGCAAGUUUGCCACCGCCCUCUUCGAGUCGCGAGGGUUUCGCUGCCCGCAGCACUGCUGUACCGCCUGCUCGAUGGACAAGGACAUCCAUAAAGCAAGCAAAGGUCGCAUGGUGAGGUGUUUGCGCUGCCCCAUCGCCUACCACUCGGGAGAUGGCUGCAUCGCUGCGGGGAGCUUGUUUGUGUCAUCCCACAUCCUCAUCUGUAGUAACCAUUCCAAAAGGAGUCACUCCUCAUCAGCUGUAAAUGUAGGCUUUUGUUUCGUUUGUGCAAGAGGGUUGGUAGUGCAGGACCAUUCAGACCCCCUGUUCAGUUCAUAUGCCUAUAAGUCCCACUACCUACUGAAUGAAUCAAAUCGUGCUGAGUUGAUGAAAUUACCUAUGAUUCCUCCUCCUUCGUCAGCUUCCAAAAAGAAAUGUGAGAAAGGUGGAAAACUCUUGUGCUGUGAGUCCUGCCCAGCUUCCUUUCACCCCGAGUGUCUCAACAUAGAAAUGCCCGAGGGCUGCUGGAAUUGCAAUGACUGUAAAGCUGGCAAGAAGCUGCGUUACAAGCAGAUCGUUUGGGUCAAGCUUGGAAAUUACAGGUGGUGGCCAGCAGAGAUCUGCAAUCCCAGGUCUGUGCCUCUCAACAUACAGGGCCUCAAACAUGAUAUCGGGGACUUCCCAGUAUUUUUCUUUGGUUCCCAUGACUACUAUUGGGUACACCAGGGCAGAGUUUUCCCUUAUGUUGAAGGAGAUAAAAGCUUUGCUGAGGGGCAAACUAGUAUUAACAAGACCUUCAAGAAAGCACUUGAAGAAGCGGCAAAGCGCUUCCAGGAGCUGAAAGCACAAAGAGAGAGCAAAGAGGCACUGGAAAUUGAAAGGAAUUCACGGAAACCUCCACCUUAUAAACACAUCAAAGUGAACAAGGUCAUAGGGAAGGUGCAGAUCCAGGUGGCGGAUCUGUCCGAGAUCCCACGCUGUAACUGCAAGCCGUCGGACGAGAACCCGUGCGGGCUGGAGUCGGAGUGUCUCAACAGGAUGCUGCAGUAUGAGUGCCACCCCCAGGUGUGCCCGGCCGGGGAGCGCUGCCAGAACCAGUGCUUCACCAAGAGGCUGUACCCUGAUGCCGAGAUCAUCAAAACCGACCGGCGCGGCUGGGGGCUGCGGACAAAGCGGAGCAUUAAGAAGGGUGAAUUUGUGAACGAAUACGUUGGUGAGCUAAUUGAUGAAGAAGAGUGCAGGCUGCGGAUCAAACGUGCGCAUGAAAACAGCGACCGGAUAAUAGAUGCUGGCCCAAAGGGGAAUUAUUCUCGCUUUAUGAACCACAGUUGCAAUCCCAACUGUGAAACACAGAAGUGGACAGUGAACGGUGACAUCAGGGUCGGACUCUUUGCUCUUUGUGAUAUUCCUGCAGGAAUGGAGUUAACAUUUAAUUACAAUCUGGAUUGCCUGGGCAAUGGUAGGACCGAAUGCCAUUGCGGAGCAGAAAACUGCAGCGGUUUCCUCGGAGUGCGUCCAAAGACAGCGUUUGCAACGGCGAAUGAAGAGAAGGUGAAGAAUGCAAAACUAAAGCAGAAGAAACGGAAAAUAAAAACAGAGCAGAAGCAGAUGCACGAAGACAACUGUUUCCAGUGCGGAGAUGGGGGAGAACUGGUCAUGUGUGACAAAAAGGACUGUCCCAAAGCGUACCACCUCCUAUGCCUUAACCUGACUCAACCACCUUUCGGAAAGUGGGAAUGUCCGUGGCAUCAGUGCGACGUCUGUAGCAAUCCUGCGGUUUCCUUCUGCGAGUUUUGCCCUCAUUCGUUCUGCAGAGACCACGAGAAGGGAGCCCUGGUGGCGUCGGCGCUGGACGGGCACCUCUGCUGCUCCGCGCACGACCCCAAAGCUCCCGUGGCGCCUGAGUACUGGAGCAAGAUCAAGUGCAAGUUGGAAGCACAGAACCCCGUGGAAGAGGCGAAGGAGUGA
This is a messenger RNA of Mesitornis unicolor (brown roatelo), 2576 nucleotides long. RefSeq names its product histone-lysine N-methyltransferase NSD3. NCBI's taxonomy places the organism in Eukaryota, Metazoa, Chordata, Aves, Mesitornithiformes, Mesitornithidae. The record is from RefSeq and is a predicted model, not a curated record. Gene Ontology annotation, biological process: regulation of DNA-templated transcription. Gene Ontology annotation, cellular component: nucleus; chromatin. The annotation marks the transcript as partial. The transcript has 17 exons. Gene Ontology annotation, molecular function: protein binding; histone H3K36 methyltransferase activity.